UGUUGCUUCCGCAGAUGAAAGAAACGAUCAUGAACCAAGAGAAGCUCGCCAAACUGCAGGCCCAAGUGCGCAUCGGAGGCAAGGGUACUGCCCGCAGAAAGAAGAAGGUUGUUCACAGAACAGCUACAGCAGAUGACAAGAAACUUCAGUUUUCGUUGAAGAAAUUGGGAGUCAACAAUAUUUCUGGAAUUGAAGAGGUAAACAUGUUCACCAGCCUAGGGACAGUCAUUCACUUCAAUAAUCCUAAAGUCCAGGCAUCUCUGGCUGCUAAUACUUUCACUAUCACUGGCCAUGCUGAGACAAAGCAGCUGACAGAAAUGCUUCCUAGCAUCUUAAACCAGCUGGGAGCUGACAGUCUGACCAGCCUGAGGAGAUUGGCAGAAGCCCUACCCAAGCAGUCUGUGGAUGGAAAGGCACCACUUGCUACUGGUGAAGAUGAUGAUGAUGAAGUUCCUGAUCUUGUUGAAAACUUUGAUGAAGCUUCAAAGAAUGAGGCAAACUGAAAAAAGUUUUACUUUCUGAAUAAAGCUAAACCUUGAAAAAGCUGUGUGGAGCUGCUAUUUUAUAUUGUGACUGCUUUGAUUUUAUUUUUAUUUCCUGAUGAUAUCUCAAAUAUCCUCCUGUGAUAUUUGGAAACUCCUUGAACCUGCAGCUCUUUAGUUACUGCUUGUACACAAUAUUAUUUUUGUGGCCUGAUUGAACAAACCUAUAUGCUGAAAUAAGUACGAUUGCUAACAAAUGUCUGCCUAGACACACUUUUUGAGAAACUUGUAUACAAGCAAAACCCCAUCUUGAAUGAACUUUGGCAUACAAUAAAAAUAUAA
Messenger RNA from Apaloderma vittatum (bar-tailed trogon), 824 nucleotides. It is a transcript of the gene BTF3, whose product is annotated as basic transcription factor 3. The record is from RefSeq and is a predicted model, not a curated record. Lineage: Eukaryota; Metazoa; Chordata; Aves; Trogoniformes; Trogonidae. The transcript has 5 exons. Gene Ontology annotation, cellular component: nascent polypeptide-associated complex; cytosol. Bases 15 to 503 code for a protein of 162 amino acids.